Molecule: messenger RNA, 1109 nt
Organism: Vigna angularis (adzuki bean)
Lineage: Eukaryota; Viridiplantae; Streptophyta; Magnoliopsida; Fabales; Fabaceae
Product: protein PHOTOSYSTEM I ASSEMBLY 2, chloroplastic
Exons: 6
Coding region: 154-690 (178 amino acids)
Source: RefSeq, a predicted model, not a curated record
AUUUGAGAUGGAGGAGUACGUGGAGGAUAUUUUGACCUAUCAAUUGGGUCCUCUCUGCCCUACUCGCGCCAAACCAAAUCUUUAUCUCUUCGUCUUCUUUCAUAGCAAUCAAUCCAUUUCUAGCAAGAAGUUGCAGUUGCAGGUGUGUGUUUCAUGGAGUCUGUUAUUCCUCGAUGCCUUCCUCCAUUUUCAAUCUCUUCUCGAACACAAUACCGAAGAAAAGCUCAUGUGGUUAAAUCAAACCUUAGCCAUAAAGAUGACAGCUCUGCUUCCGCUCACACAGACCACUCCUCAAAGGAACUUCAAGUACCAGUUUCCAGACGUCACUGUCUUUCGGGUUUGUGUUCAACUCUAGUGUUGAUCAGUGAUUAUGCCGCACCUAUUUUUGUUUCUAAGGCAAAUGCUGUGGAUGGAAUGAUGGAAAAACCUGUGUGCAGAAAUUGUUUGGGAAGUGGUGCUGUGCUUUGUGACAUGUGUGGUGGUACAGGAAAAUGGAAAGCUCUAAACAGGAAGCGAGCUAAAGAUGUUUACGAAUUUACUGAGUGUCCAAAUUGUUAUGGUCGAGGAAAGCUUGUCUGCCCUGUUUGUUUAGGAACCGGUUUGCCAAACAAUAAAGGUCUCCUGAGGAGGCCCGAUGCACGGAAACUGCUUGAUAAGAUGUAUAACGGACGGCUAAUUCCAAACUCUUAGAAGACGUAAAUUUGAGCAAAACUGAGGCCAGCCAGUGCUGCUUUUUGGCGCAAUGAUUGGGAUGUUCUUCACCGGUUAACAAAGCCAGUGACUGCAUUGGUAAAUCAACUUGUAGCACAGAACAUGUUGCUGAGGGUUUUUUGCUUCUAUUUUUGGUCUAGAUGCAUUACAGAACUCUAACCAUCAUCGGCUUGGUUAUCAACCUUAUAAUUUACAUGGUUCUGUAAUAAAAAUGUCCAUGUCCAUCGCCAUGUUCGUGUGGACUGUAUUGAGUUGCAAGACCCGUAUAUUAUGUAAACAUCGAGCAAAUACUUCCAGCAAGAGUAGCUAUUUAGGUUCCUAUUCAGCUCCCAAGUAAAUCUGUAAAUGUUUAUGCAAAUAGUGUACACUUAAGGUAAUAAGUUCUUAAAGACCUUAAA